Messenger RNA from Stegodyphus dumicola, 1421 nucleotides. RefSeq lists its product as uncharacterized. Lineage: Eukaryota; Metazoa; Arthropoda; Arachnida; Araneae; Eresidae. The record is from RefSeq and is a predicted model, not a curated record. Gene Ontology annotation, cellular component: membrane; acetylcholine-gated channel complex.
CAGUUCGAAGUCCACUUUCACUACGUUAGUCAUGUGCACAACUAAACAUCGUGAGAACGAAGCUUCAUUAGCGCAUGUUUAAAAACUAAUAAGCGAAAUGUAUCGUCUGCUGCUUAGUUCGUUCAAAUUCUCAUCUAGUUCGACUGUGCUCUGAGCCUGGCGUCUUGCUUUAGAUGAGUGGUUCAAGAUGCUUUCGAUCGCGAUGUUCUUGUGCCUAUGGCUUCCAUUCGUUACAGGGAAGAUGGAAUUUCCCAAUCCUCAAAUAGAAUGGAGAAUGUGCGGUAGGCCAGAGCCGUCUUUCAUUUGCGACCCUGAAUUCAUCUUAGAUCGAGGAAACGUUGAAAGGUUGGAUGAACUGGCAAAUAUGUUUCGUCGGUCAACAACUUGUUUAUGCCCUUCUUGCCCAAGCAAUGCAGGUGUCUCCAUCGGAAUAUUUAUCAGAUCUAAUAUCACUGAAGAGACUCUGAUGCGCUAUCAGACUGGGCGGGCUGUUGCAGAAAUGUUGCGAAAGAGAUGGAAUCUAGGAAAAUGUGAUGAUGACAUUCUAAUUGUCUUACUGACGCAUCAGAACAUUUCAGAUUUCAGCAUGGGUUCUGCUGUACGGAAAAUUCUCUCUGAGCAAACUGCUAUGGAAAUAUUGAAAGAGUGCAGAAUACAUUUUGAUUCUGGGUGGUUCUAUCAAGGUCUUGAAUCAGUUGUAAACUCAUUCAAUGACGUCAUCGUACAAAUACAGAAGGAACAAAAGCAAAGUUACAGAGGUCUGAUGGUUGGAAUAGCUUUAGGCUUUGGUGUGCUCUUAGUCUUAGCAGUAGUAGCUUUCGUAAUUUUACAUUACCAGUCUCGUAUCAGCAAACAAAGAUGUUCGGAUAUAUAUGAGAGUAUGCCAAAGCUGAAUAAUAGCAACAAAUUUUCUGUGGAGAGGGGACAAGAAUACCAACUGCAAAAGCUUAAUGAACCAAACACUAGUGAUGAAGAUGGUGAUGAUAAUUAUGAAGAAACAUCUUACAAUCAAAAUACAUUUACAGCUUCUUCAGUGUUUCAUGCACGGAUGCAAAGGCAAUUAAGUGAUGUUACAGAAGAAUCUUCUGAUGACAGUGAAGUCAUAGUGGAAAAUAGUGACAACAUUUCUCCCAAAUUUUCCCUUCAACCAUCAAAGGAAAACACUCAUAAAAUACCAAUCACUGAACUGUGAUUUAUCUUUUCUUUCUCCAUUAUUCUACAUUUAACAUGUUAAAUGACUGUUUUGAUAUCAGUUUGACUGAUCACACAGUUGCAAGUUAAUACGUUGACUCGUAGAACUAGUUAUGAAGGAUAUACACAGAAAAGGUUCUGUGAGAACUAUUUUGUAGUCUGUGUUCAUAUACAUAAUUGCAUUUGUUACUGUUUGAAAAAAGACAAAUUAAAUAUUUUUUUUGCAUUUG